This is a messenger RNA of Cetraspora pellucida, 1197 nucleotides long. The record is from the annotation of a GenBank genome assembly. Lineage: Eukaryota; Fungi; Glomeromycota; Glomeromycetes; Diversisporales; Gigasporaceae.
AUGAAUCCAACUAAUAAUACCGUUCGAAGUACUCAAAUUCUGACCAAAAAAAUUAAACUUGACAAUAAAAUAGAACCUCAUAUUUCCGUUAAAGAUCAAAUAACCAAUAUUUUCAAAGAUCAUAAAGUAUUUUCUGAUUCAUUUCGAUAUGGUGAUGCGAAUUCUAAAAAGACCAUUCUUAAAGAUCCUUACUGUUGUAAUGGCUUUGCAGCUGCCAUCUUCCAUGCCUAUAAUUAUCAUAAACAUUUACGCUUGAGCCCUGAUGAUGUUUGGCUUACAAUUUCUCAAGGCGUUAGCCGUCAUAUUAAUUAUAAUGCAGAAAAAUUUCGUAAUAAAUUUGUUAAACAUGAUGGAAAGGAAUUAGUUUCAAUUUUUGUUGGCGACAUUAUAUCCGAAACUACACUUGAAGGAGAUUGGCCAGAAGCUGUAAACAGACUUGUCAUUAAAACUGGUGAACGUGUGGAAACAAUAGAUCUGAAAGAAUUAUUAGAAUGUAAUUUCUCAACAACAACUUCAAGCGUCUUGGCAGCAAGCCGUAUUGUAUUGUUAGACAUGGUUAAGGCUUAUUUUAAUUACAAAUUAUGUUUUAGAUGUGGAAUUCCAAAAAUUACACUUGAAGGAUCUCUUGAAGAUUGGACAAAGCUACAAGAAAAAAUUGUUCGACUAAGAAAUUUGAAUUUAGAAUUAGAUUUUUGGUUAGAUCGCCUUGAACCAGUAAUUUUGAAUUUAGUAGCAACUUAUCUUGGUGAAGUUAAUGAAGAUUUUUGGGGUAGAAUUGUAAAGAUAGAUGAAGUAUUUGGUUCUGGUGGUGGUACUUUUAUUACUGGGUGGAUGUUGGCUUUCUUUCCUUAUAAUCGUUCAGGAAACCCUUUAAAACAUGAUAGAGCAGAACUUGAUGAUAUUCCAGAUGGAAUUGUUGAGGUUCCUUUUACUACUGAUAUUGGAUUAGAUUUAAAGUUUACAGCUGGAUUUUUUGGUGCUAAUCAAGAGGUUCUUGAUGGUGAAUCUGUUGUUUCUCCCCAUGAAUCAUUUGUUGACCUAAAUAAAGCAUUAGCAAUCAAUCUAAACGGUACUACUGCAUUGAACAAUCAUGAAUCGCUUGCUGAUUUUAAUAAACCAUUAAAAAUUGUAAAUGUGGGUAGAGAUGAAAAAUCAUUUGAUAAAUUGGAUGAUUGUUAUGUUAUUGGUUCAUCAUAG